AUGACGGUUAUUAAUCGAUUAAAUGCGAAAAAAACUGAGUUAGAAGUAAGAUUAAAUAAUUUAUACCACGGCGGAAGUAACCGUCGAGAAACAUUGGAAUACAAAAUUAAAAAGGUUGAAGAAUUAAUUGCCGCUUAUCAGUCAACUUCUGCUCCGGUUAAUUUGUCAGAGGCCGAAAAAAUUCUUAGUCAACAAGUAGGAUUUGAAGAGCAAAAAAGAAGGAUUUUGAACAGUUUGAGAAUUAAAGGUUAUUGUGAACAACGCAAUAUUCAGCAGCAUCCGCAAAUUUUAUGUCUGAUUGGGCCUCCCGGAGUAGGCAAAACCACCUUCGCUCAGCUCUUGGCUCGAGCUUUAAAGAAAAAAUUCUUUUUAGUGGCGCUGGGGGGCGCAUCAGAUAAUUCAUUGUUGGUAGGAGCCAAUGAGAGUUCGUCGGGGACUGAAAUGGGACAAUUAGCCAAAGCAUUAGCAGAAACAAAAUCCCAUAACCCCCUCAUUUUGCUCGAUGAAAUUGAUAAAGUUGGUUCUUAUAAAGCGGGAUCUGCUAUUCAUGGUUGUUUAAAUAGUGUUUUAGAUUCGGUGCAAAACCAAGAAGUUCUGGAUCAUUAUCUUGACGUUAAAUUGGAUUUUUCAAAAGUAACUUUCGUAGUUACAGCUAAUGAUUUGAAUAAAAUCCCCGAUUACUUGUUCUCAAAAACGCCAGCGAUUAUCAAUUUAUCUGGAUAUAACAUUGACCAAAAGAAAGAAAUCGCUAACAAAUUUAUUGAAGGUCAAAUUAUCUCCGCUGAUUUUUUUAAUGUUGAUUUGGAAGAUAACCCAGAAAAUAAAAGCGAGAAAAAAGAGUUGGAAAUUUUACGCAAAGAAUUGGAAAAAUUGAAAGGAGAAAAAAACAGCCAAUCCGAGUUAAAAGCCAUUAAGCUUAAUUCUUUGCUGGUACUACGGCAAGUUAGAGGACAAUUUGCUGAAAAGGAGUACCUUGAUUACGAGGGGAAAAUAAAUACCGCUCUUUCGCGGGAAGAAAUUGAAAUCAUUGAAAAAAACUUCUUGCUAAAAAUCAAGCCAAAAAAUACUUCCCCAAAACCGGUUAAGGAAAAUAAAGACAAAAAAGAAAAAGAUGAAUUGGCAGAAAUUGAACAACGAAACAAAAUUUUGUCCGGGCAACUCCAACUUAACAAUAGUGAGAUAGCAAAACUAAAAAGAGAAAUUCAAAACUUGCAAGAACAAAAAAACAAUGAUAAAAUCUUAUCAGUUGCGAUUAUUACUACCUUAAUAAUUUGA
Ambispora gerdemannii is the source of this 1275-nucleotide messenger RNA. The record is from the annotation of a GenBank genome assembly. NCBI's taxonomy places the organism in Eukaryota, Fungi, Glomeromycota, Glomeromycetes, Archaeosporales, Ambisporaceae.